AAACCGCGGGAACCCACGACUUCGCCAUGUUUCGCAACUCCUCGGCCGUCUCCACACUUCAUAUUUUAGGAAUUGGAAUCUACUUCAUUCUUGGGAUCAAUGAAUUCACUGAGGCAGCGCGCGUCCCUGACAAAAGGGAGGCCGAGACAAUGGAUUGUGCAAUGGUUGGAGCACUUGGUAAUAGUGUUUGUGUAAUGUUGACGCCGAUGCCGGAGGACACAGGAGUUCGCGCUACGUUACUUAUUGGUGGCAGGCAAAUAGUGAGCGGCAUGUUUACAGGACGGAAUCCGCCACCCUUCCCGUGCAUCCCGAUCCUGGUGCCGAUAACGACUGCGGCCUGCCUGCAGCAGCGGGACGUGCGCCUGACGAGCGACGGGUUCCAGACCUGCCCGGAGGCGGCCAUCAUCAACGUGGCCGUCAUCCGGUUCCGGUGCAUCAACGUCGGCCGCGGGGGCGUCUCCUUCCAGACCGUCAACACCCCCAACACCAACGGAGGUGCCAUCGAGAUAGAUCUGUAAAAAUAUACUCUCCGUUCCCACUA
Messenger RNA from Bemisia tabaci, 541 nucleotides. RefSeq lists its product as uncharacterized. The record is from RefSeq and is a predicted model, not a curated record. NCBI's taxonomy places the organism in Eukaryota, Metazoa, Arthropoda, Insecta, Hemiptera, Aleyrodidae.